This is a messenger RNA of Scutellospora calospora, 194 nucleotides long. NCBI's taxonomy places the organism in Eukaryota, Fungi, Glomeromycota, Glomeromycetes, Diversisporales, Gigasporaceae. The record is from the annotation of a GenBank genome assembly.
CAUGUUGAAAGAAUUCUUUACAACUUUAUCAGAAGACUUUUCACAUCUUCUUGAUCAAUCUGAUGAUUAUAAUAUAUCACUUGAAAUUGGUGAAGAACCUGAUGUGAAAAUAUUUAAAGCACAUUCUAUAAUUUUGCUAGCUAGGUGUUCUUAUUUUAGAACGGCCCUUUCGAAUGAAUGGAUGAGAAAAGAAG